Molecule: messenger RNA, 3018 nt
Organism: Malus domestica (apple)
Lineage: Eukaryota; Viridiplantae; Streptophyta; Magnoliopsida; Rosales; Rosaceae
Product: pentatricopeptide repeat-containing protein At3g53700, chloroplastic-like
Molecular function (GO): protein binding
Source: RefSeq, a predicted model, not a curated record
UGGCUUGCUUCAAUUGUGACCAUUCUUGUGCAAAACCAAAUGGAACAAAGCCGUUUAACGGUUCGGGUUUCGGGAGGAACGGCCGAGUUAUGCCCACACACGCUACAACCCUAAUUUCAUCUCCGGAGCCGGGAGAAAUAUUAAAAAUGGCAAACCCGACCGGCACUUGCCUUUCCUAAACAUAAUUCCCUUUUGUACUUUCCCACUCACCUUAAUGCUCUCUCGCAAUAGAACCAAACAUGGAGGACCUCUUAUCCAUUCGUCACUUCUCUUCAAACUCGUCACACAUUUUUCUCCAUUUUCUUCCAAACCCAAUUCAAAUUUCGCAACCCAGAAUCAAAUCGCUACAAUCCCAAAAAAAUUCACCACAAGAAGAUCAAUUCCACUCCCUGCAACAGUCCCACAAGCUCCAGACGCAGUAAGUUCUUCAAUUGUCAGCUCAGUAUGUUCUUUGCUCUCUAAAGAUACCAAUGAAAGCACAAGUAUUGAUAUUUUGUUGAAAAAAUUAAAAAAGAAGUUGAGUUCAGAACUUGUGCUGCAAAUUUUGAUGAAUUAUAAGCAAUUGGGUAGGAGCAAGGCAUUGGAUUUCUUCUCUUGGGCUGGAUUUCAGAUGGGUUUUCGGUUCGAUGACUGUGUGGUUGAGUACAUGGCUGAUUUCUUAGGUAGGAGGAAGCUUUUUGAUGAUAUGAAGUGUCUUCUGUUGACUGUGUCCUCCCACAAGGGUCGAGUUUCAUGUCGAGCUGUGUCCAUUUGCAUUAGGUUUCUGGGUAGGCAGGGGAGGAUUAGAGAAGCCCUUUGUACGUUUGAAGAAAUGGAAUCAAAAUUUGGUUGUAAACCUGAUAAUCUUGUGUACAAUAAUGUGCUCUACGUGCUUUGUAAGAAGGAAUCGUCUGGCCAUUUAAUUGACUUUGCGCUUGCAGUUUUUCGGAGAAUUGAAUCACCUGAUACUUAUUCGUACGGUAAUAUUCUUGUUGGUUUAUGUAAGUUUGGUAGAUUUGAGACUGCCAUUGAAGUUUUUGGUGAUAUGUGUAAGUCUGGUGUGGUUCCUACUCGGUCUGCAGUGAAUGCUCUUAUUGGAGAGUUGUGUUCAUUCAGUGCGAAAGAAGGAGCUGUUGGGAAAGUAAGAGUGAGAAAUUCUUGUAGAAACUUUACGAUUUUAGUUCCAAAAGUGGGUGGAAACAGUGAUGCUAUACAGCCUGCAGUUGGAAUUUUUUGGGCAGUGUAUAAAGUGGGAUUAUUACCCAGUACAUUUGCCAUAAUCCAGCUUCUUUCGGGGCUUUGUCAACUGGGAAAAGUGGAAGAGGCUGUUGAGAUUUUGAAGGCUGUUGAGGGUAAGAAGCUGAGCUGUGUUGGAGAGGGCUACUGUAUUGUGAUGAAGGCUUUGUGUUCACACGGUCACGUUGAGAUAACUAGCCAUAUGUUUGGGAGGAUGCUAUCCCAAGGCAUGAAACCAAAGUUGGCUGUUUAUAAUUCAAUUAUAUGCAUGCUGUGUAAACUAGGGAAUUUGGAUGAUGCUGGAAGUGUCUUUAAGAUGAUGAACAAGAAUAGAUGUCUUCCGGAUAGUAUGACAUAUUCUGCGUUAAUCCAUGCUUAUGGUGGAGCUAAAAAUUGGGAAGCUUCUUAUGGCUUAUUGAUAGAAAUGCUUGGGUUGGGCUACUCUCCACAUUUUCAUACUUAUAGAUUAGUGGACAAAAUUUUGAGGGAAAACGGGCAGAUGGAUACGUGUCUUAAGUUGGAAAGGAAGUUGGAAACACAGAUGUUGCAGAAGCUCUGUAAAGAUGGCCAGUUAGAGGCUGCACAUGAGAAGCUAAAAUCAAUGAUUGGAAAGGGGUUUCACCCACCAGCAUACGUGAGACAUUCUUUUGAGAAUGCGUUCCGGAGGUAUGGAAAAUUGAAAAUAGCUCAGGAAUUGCUGCGGACGACAAGUGAAACUGACAGAACUUAGCUGUUAAUGACCUAUUAAGAAGUAUUUUCCUCCAUCACCUGUAGAGUUCUGAGUUCUAACCAAUUUCCCUUUACAUUCUGGCCAUAUAUUUUUUGCUAAUUAUCCGAUGAUAAUUUAAUUAUUUAUCUAUUUCUUUUAUAGUUCCUUACAUCUGUCUCUGUAUACUUUGAUUAAUUUCCUGAAAUGUUGAGUUUCAUUCGAAGGUAUACCAUAUACAGAAUUAUGUUAUCCUAUUUUAUAUAAUCAGGGGAAAGAUUAGAUUCUUGGCUUUAGAUUCUUGGCUUGUUUGCUGACUAGAGGCUAAUUUUUGUCACCAUCCAUUAAAAACCCGUAGAUAUUUCAAGGUCAUACUUAGUAGUUUUUGUUAGAGCUCGAUCUCACGAAUGCAUAGGCGAAAACCAUUCGGGAAUCGGAAUUGUAAUGAAGGAGAAAUAAGCGAGCAGAAUCAGGUGCAAUUUAGUCAUUUAGACAUUCUAUAAAUAGAAGACCCCAAAUUCUUGUAGCAGCCUUCCAUUUGUAGAACUGGACCCGUGCGACCCGGAUUUCCUCCCUCAACCCAAUGCAACAACCCGUUUUCUGGGCAAAAAUUCUGACGGCUUUUCCAGCUGACUCCGGUGACUUCAGACGUUGCCACCACAUGGAAAAGAUUCCCCUCCUCCCAAGUUCAUUUUCCACCCAAGAUUCUCUCCGUUCGUCAUUUGGACCUUUAUUUAUGGAGAAUUUCAAUGGACAACCUCCCUGCAAAUGCACUCUUAGAGGUCUUAGUGGAGAAUCGUGGACAGUAGGUUUGGAAGAGAGGAGAUGAAAAGUUCUUCCUCAAGGAUUCGAAUCAUUUUGUGAAGAUCAUCUCUUGGAAAUAUGAACUUUCUUGGUUUUUGAGUAUAAUGGCGACUGAAAGUUUGAUGUCACCAUCUGUCAUCCAACUAGCUGUGAAAAAGAGCUAAGAAGCAGUAGCUGGCAAGAGGAGAACUGGAAAUGAAGCUACUAUUCCUAACCGAAAGAAACGUAAGUUAUACAAGUUUUGUAUAAUGAUAUAUAUUUUCUCUACAGCCUACAGGCAUGCUUUUUUCAUU